AAUAAUAUAAUCAGGUCCUGCUCUCUUGAAAUCAUCGGUCUGAAGUGAAGCGGUUCAGUCGGUGUGAAUACACUCCUCCUAGCUCCUCCCUCACUCACAGAACGACAUUCAACAUCAUUUGUGUCCUGACAACAUCUGAAUCAGUUUACAUGGUUUUCUUUCUCAAAUCCAGAUUAUUUCAAUAGGUUGAAUGUAUUAUUACUCUUGAUACACAUUUAAACACUUAAAUAUUGAAACUUCAUGUUAUGUUCUUUCUCUUCACUCGUAAGACUUUAGUUUAGUUAGGGCCUAUGGCAUAUCUGUGACGCUCAGUUCAUGAAUAUUUAUGAACAGCUACUGGACUUAUUCGUAUUUGUAGGUUCAUAUAACAGAAAAUGUUCAAAUGACACCUUCAUAUAGGCUUCAUGUGUCCAGUUCGAGAAGGCACAUGCUGUGGAGUCUCUGAAGGGAGGAGUUUGUUCACACUUCACUUCAGAGACGUCUGCUCUGUUUCAAACAUGACAGGAUCUGAUCAUGCGAACAGCUCUGAGAUGAAGAUGCUCACUCUCAUCUGUUUGUGCUCGUGCAGUCUGGCCGGUGUGUUUGGUGUUGAUGAACUGAAGAUGGAAGUGUCAGUGACUGAAGGAGAAUCAGUCACUCUGAACCCUGAUCUUACUGAACUACAGAGAGAUAAUCCAAUGUGGAAAUUUGAAAACAUUCUCAUAGCUAAAAUCAACAGACAGAACAAUACAAUCAGGUUUUAUAAUGAUAAUGCUGAUGGGAGAUUCAGAGACAGACUGAAACUGGAUCAUCAGACUGGAUCUCUGACCAUCACCAACAGCAGAACCACAGACUCUGGACUUUAUACAGUCACCAGAACCAGCAAUGAGACGCCACUCAACACAUUCAAUCUCACUGUCUAUGCUCGUCUGCCUGUUCCUGUCAUCAGCAGAGACUCUUCACUAAACUCUUCAUCAUCAUCAUGUUCAUUGGUGUGUUCAGCUGUGGUGAAUGUGAGUCAUGUGACUCUCUCCUGGUUCAAAGGAAACAGUGUAUUGUCCAACAUCAGUGUUUCUAAUCUCAGCCGGUCUGAUCUUCUUCUCCAUCUGGAGUGUGUGGAUGAUUCCUACAGCUGUGUGCUGAACAAUCCCAUCAGAAACCAGACUCAACACCUCAACACUCGACUCUGUCACACAUGUGCUGCAGAUCUUCCGGUCUCGUGGACAGUGCUGAUCUCUGCUGCUGCUGCUGCUGCCGCCGGAUCUCUGUUGAUUGUUAUUGCUCUCGGGAUCUUCUGCAUCUGCAGGAAACACAGAAAAACUGAACCACAAGGCAAGAAUUACUUAAAACUUCUGUAUUUGUAA
Messenger RNA from Megalobrama amblycephala (Wuchang bream), 1343 nucleotides. RefSeq names its product hepatocyte cell adhesion molecule-like. NCBI's taxonomy places the organism in Eukaryota, Metazoa, Chordata, Actinopteri, Cypriniformes, Xenocyprididae. The coding region runs from base 405 to 1343 and encodes 312 amino acids. The record is from RefSeq and is a predicted model, not a curated record. The transcript is spliced from 4 exons.